CUCCUCCUCCUUUCCUUUCCCUUCACAGAAGCUGGAUAUGGCGAACUUGUGGGGCUCCCGCUUUGCCCGGAGCCGCUUCCUGGGCGGCUUCCUUUGCGGAGCAGCCACCUCAGGCCUGGCCGCCAUUUACUUCCUCAGGAAGAGACCCAAACCUUCCCCGAGCGCCUCUCUGGCAGAAAAACCUUCCCAACCGCCGCCAUUGCUGAGAGACGAACCCCUGAUAGAGCCUGUGCUGGAAAAAUAUGGAUUUCCUAAUGCUGGAACUCAGGUCAGAUAUUACACCAAUCAUGCACUGUCUUAUGAUCAGGCGAAACGGAUACCUAGAUGGGUGAUUGAACACGUUUCCAAGCAUAAGACCUUGGGCAAUGCAGACAGAAAACACUGCAAAUUUAGACCAGAUCCUGACAUCUCUCCAAUGUUCAGUGCCGUGAAUGAAGACUACCUUGGGAGUGGCUGGUCGCGAGGCCAUAUGGCACCAGCAGGAGACAAUAAAUACUCACCACAAGCCAUGGCAGAGACCUUCUAUCUGUCCAAUAUUGUGCCUCAGAACUAUGAGAAUAAUGCUGGAUUCUGGAAUAGAAUAGAAAUGUAUUGCCGAGAACUGACGGAAAGGUUUGAAGACAUUUGGAUCGUUUCGGGACCUUUGACAUUGCCUCAGAUGGAAGGCGAUGGGAAGAAAAGAGUUACUUAUCAGGUAAUUGGAAAAGAUGACGUGGCUGUUCCUUCGCAUCUGUACAAAGUGAUUCUCGCCAGACGCAGCGAAACGUCCGCUGAUCCUUUGGUCCUUGGAGCCUUUGUGGUGCCCAACGUCCCGAUCGGCUUUGACCACCAGCUGCUGGAAUUCCAAGUUAGCAUCGAGGAGUUGGAGAAAAUGUCCGGCCUUGUUUUCUUCCCACAGGUGAAUAAAAGCAAAGAUGUUCGAGAUCUCUGCGAGAUUGAUACUUGUAAGCUGAUGAGCUUGGAAGAGUUCACUUUGUAUAUCGCCACUCGGAAGCUACGGAGCGCCAGGACACUGGAAAGGUUGGAGAAGAUCAUGUCCGAGUUAGAGGAAAAAGAAAUCAAGCCUGACGAAUAUCUCUUGAAGGUUUUUGAGAAGAGGAAAGGAGAAUUAGCGGCGCAAAAGCCAACAGAAGCGAGAGAAGUGAGAGCCGGUUAAUAGUCUCAUUAUGGGGAAAAUAUUUUAAUGUGUGUAUUUUCACUACAACAUUGCCACGCAGGCAGUCUAAUAUAAUUAAAAAAAGAAAACUUGAAGCCUUUUUACUCGAGGCUGCACUCCUCUAGUAAAAGCGCAGCAAUUUGCGAGGAGAAUGCCCUCUCCUCUGGUUGAUGACAGCUUGGCAACUGGGUUUACAGAAACAUGAAAACAGAAAAGGGUAAAUAGAAAAUGGCCGUCUUGGAAAUAUAAAUAUGCGUCUCGAUGCAAUGUUCUUUUUCCAAAAAAAUAUGUGGCUUGCGUCUUUUGUGUAAACACACAACUAAACAAAAACAUUUCCUUUUUUAAAACCUAGUAUCUAUAAAAGAAAGUAACUUUUUAACAUUGCCUUUCAUCUCUUCCACAAAAGCAGUUACUUUAAUUGCAAGAACUUGUUAUCUCCAAAACAUCUAACUCUUUGAAAUGACUGUUUAAUUUUGCAUUGUGUAUACAAUGUGUUGUCGAAGGCCGAAUCACUGAGUUGCUUGA
Messenger RNA from Anolis sagrei ordinatus, 1681 nucleotides. RefSeq names its product exo/endonuclease G (gene EXOG). Lineage: Eukaryota; Metazoa; Chordata; Lepidosauria; Squamata; Anolidae. Gene Ontology annotation, molecular function: metal ion binding; RNA endonuclease activity; single-stranded DNA endonuclease activity. Gene Ontology annotation, biological process: apoptotic DNA fragmentation. Gene Ontology annotation, cellular component: mitochondrial inner membrane; nucleus. The record is from RefSeq and is a predicted model, not a curated record.